AUGUUUGGUUUGUUUGCGGUGGCGUCGAUGAGGAUCAGUUUAGGGAUGGCGAUCACUUGCAUGGUCAAUUCUACAGCUUUUGUACGACCUAGUGAAGUCAGACUUUCCGAUAUCUCUUCAAACUUCACCCCUGAGAAUCCGAAAUGCUAUCGACCCGUAGAUGCCAGUGAAGCAAAAAGAGAUGGAUAUGGAGUAAAUGAGACU
Molecule: messenger RNA, 204 nt
Organism: Mesorhabditis belari
Lineage: Eukaryota; Metazoa; Nematoda; Chromadorea; Rhabditida; Rhabditidae
Source: the annotation of a GenBank genome assembly